AUGAGGUUUAAGAAGCGCUCAUCCGCCGAUGUCUCGACACUUGGGGGGCCGCCGGGUCCCGGCGGACGUGGUCAAUUGCCUAUGAUUCAGUUGCCGGAUAAGUUGCGGUACAACUUGCUGUGUGUGAUGGGCGAGUUUGUGGGAACGUUCAUGUUCCUGUUUUUCUCUUUUGCUGGUACUCAGGUCUCGAAUACGCCUAUGCCACCACCUGGAUCACCGCCUAAUACUUCGAACCUGCUGUACUCGGCGCUUUCCUUCGGUUUCUCGUUGACUGUCAAUGUCUGGGCAUUCUUCCGUGUAACGGGUGGUCUCUUUAAUCCAGCGGUCACUCUCGCUCUUGUUAUCACUGGUGGCAUGCCGCCUUUGCGAGGGCUACUCGUUUUCCCGGCUCAAUUGGUCGCCGGAAUUGCGGCGGCAGGUGUGGUCAGCUGUCUAUUUCCAGGGCCACUGAACUGUUCAACUCGCCUGGGCGGUGGAGCCUCCAUCUCGCAGGGUCUCUUCAUUGAGAUGUUCCUGACCGCACAGCUGGUAAUCGUCAUUAUCAUGCUGGCAGUUGUGAAGCACAAGUCCACCUAUUUGGCUCCAGUAGGAAUCGGUCUGGCAUUCUUCGUGGCGGAAAUGAUUGGUGAUUAUUAUACCGGAGGAUCCUUGAACCCAGCGCGCUCCCUGGGACCAGAUGUAAUUAACCGCACAUUCCCCGGAUACCACUGGAUCUACUGGGUUGGCCCUCUGCUCGGUUCCCUCCUCGCCUCCGGCUUCUAUGGCAUCCUCUGCUUCGUGCAGUGGCAGAACAUCAACCCUGGUCAGGACUAUAACGAGUGGGAGGUCCGGGCAAGAAAGGAGUCCAUGGUUCCAUCCGAGACUACCAUGACCGACCAGGUUCACUCUGAUAAUGGUCAUUCUCAACAUCAGCGCGAGGCUAGUCGGGAGGUUCCUCCUGAUCAGCAAGUCUAG
Molecule: messenger RNA, 954 nt
Organism: Penicillium antarcticum
Lineage: Eukaryota; Fungi; Ascomycota; Eurotiomycetes; Eurotiales; Aspergillaceae
Exons: 3
Coding region: 1-954 (317 amino acids)
Biological process (GO): transmembrane transport
Cellular component (GO): plasma membrane
Molecular function (GO): water channel activity
Source: RefSeq, a predicted model, not a curated record